Molecule: messenger RNA, 1425 nt
Organism: Debaryomyces hansenii CBS767
Lineage: Eukaryota; Fungi; Ascomycota; Pichiomycetes; Serinales; Debaryomycetaceae
Gene: MST1
Product: threonine--tRNA ligase
Exons: 1
Coding region: 1-1425 (474 amino acids)
Biological process (GO): mitochondrial threonyl-tRNA aminoacylation
Cellular component (GO): cytoplasm
Molecular function (GO): threonine-tRNA ligase activity; ATP binding
Source: RefSeq, a predicted model, not a curated record
AUGGUUAGAUUAUCAAAGGGGUCUUUGGCUCCAAGAAUUAGAAUUGGAGGCAUCAGUGCCACUAGAUUGUCAUUCUUGCGUUACUCCUCAAAUAUCAGUGACAAGGAAUCGUCAACGCAGGCAAAUCAUGCUAUUUCAAACAAGCAAUUACUAUAUACUACUGAUUCAUUAACACCUGGAUCUAUAUUCUUUUUGCCACAUGGAACACGUAUAUUUAAUAAGUUAGUUCAUUUUAUGAAGAAUCAACAAUUGAAGUAUGGAUUUCAAGAAGUUAUCACCCCAUUGAUUUACAAAACUAAAUUGUGGGAAAUGUCAGGACAUUGGGAGAACUAUAAGGAAGAUAUGUUCAAGGUUGUUGGUAACGAUUUAUCAAAGGAAGAAGAUAUAAGUCAUGAACACAAUCAUGAUGAUAGCGAGGGUUUACAUGACUAUGGAUUAAAACCAAUGAACUGUCCUGGGCAUUGCUUAAUAUUUUCAAAGUUUGAAAGAUCGUAUAAUGAGUUACCGAUUAGAUAUUCGGACUUUUCGUCUUUGCAUAGAAAUGAAGCUAGCGGUGCACUUUCAGGAUUGACAAGAGUACGUCGUUUUCAUCAAGAUGAUGGCCAUAUUUUUUGCGAACUAUAUCAAAUCCAAGAUGAAAUCACUAAUACCAUCAACUUAAUAAAAGAUACUUAUAAAGUGUUUGGUAUAGAUAGUGUUAAAGAUGUUGAAUUCUUUCUCUCGACAAGACCAACGGAUAAGUUUAUGGGUGACAUUACCACAUGGAAUGAUGCAGAGUCUCAACUUACAAAUGUUUUGGACAAUACAGCUGGUCGAGGAAAUUGGUCAAUCAGAGAAGGCGAUGGUGCGUUCUAUGGCCCUAAGAUUGAUAUAUUAUUGAAAGAUGCAUUUGAUAAGAAACACCAGGUUGGUACAAUACAACUAGACUUUCAGUUGCCAUCGAGAUUUAAAUUGAAUUAUAUUUCUAAGGAUGGUAAUCGUGAUAAUCAACCUAUAAUGAUCCAUAGAGCCGUAUUUGGAUCAUUGGAAAGAUUCUUUGCCAUAUUGUUAGAUCAUUAUCAAGGCAAAUGGCCAUUCUGGAUAAACCCAAGACAGGCUGUGAUCAUUCCUGUUAAUGAUACUCACCAUGACGCAGCUGUGGCUUUACAGAAGAAAUUAGUCGGCGACAUAAUGGAUGAUACGGUCGAAGUAUCUCCAAUGACUGGUUAUAACUUUUAUGUUGACGUAGAUAGCAGAAGUGAAACUGUUGGGAAUAGAAUUAAAGAUGCAACACAAAAAGGGUAUUCAUACAUAUUAAUGCUUGGAGAUAAGGAUUUACAAAAUGGCACCGUUGCAAUUAGAUCAAGGGAUGAUAGAAAGAUCAGCAAUUUGACGCCAGAAGAGAUUUAUCAAAAGUUUAUCGACUUAGAAAAACGUUAUCUCUAG